Molecule: messenger RNA, 595 nt
Organism: Rubroshorea leprosula
Lineage: Eukaryota; Viridiplantae; Streptophyta; Magnoliopsida; Malvales; Dipterocarpaceae
Source: the annotation of a GenBank genome assembly
UCGUUUUAAUGAUGUUUCUAGACUUCAAGACUUUCACCUUGGAAUCCCAUAUGGUUUGCUUCUCUCUGUUGGUGGCUUCCUUUCCUUCAUGGUAACAGGCAGCCUUUCUGCCAUUAGGUUUGGUGUCAUUCUAGGUGGAACUCUGUUGGCGUUAAGCAUCUUAAGUUUAAGAUCGCAUAAAAAAGGAAAGCGUUCUGUUCUGGCCCUAAAAGGACAAGCAGUCAUAGCAGCUAUAAUAUUUUUGAGAGACAUACGCCUGCUGUCUCAGAGAUUAACUUUGCCCACCUUUGUUACAACCUCAAUCAGUGGCGCAAUGGUGGUAUUCUAUUUUUAUAGGAUUGUGAUGAAUGCAAAACAUAGAAGAGUAGACUUGGAGCCUGGGGCAGAAAAUUGAUGUACUCCUGUAAGGUUAGUUUGAUGUGUAUGUAUAUGUUCUUAAUCUUUGUCCUACCAAAGUUUGUUGUAAUAUAUUUUCAGAUCCCAUGUACAAUUACUAUGUGUCUAUCACGUACAAAAAUCGGGACUAGCACUUGUAUAUUUAGGCUUUGGUUAGUAUGAUUGUAGUUAUUGGUUUUUAUAAAUUUUGUAGUUUUUG